Molecule: messenger RNA, 615 nt
Organism: Drosophila obscura
Lineage: Eukaryota; Metazoa; Arthropoda; Insecta; Diptera; Drosophilidae
Product: ADP-ribosylation factor-like protein 16
Exons: 1
Coding region: 8-595 (195 amino acids)
Molecular function (GO): GTP binding; GTPase activity
Source: RefSeq, a predicted model, not a curated record
ACGAAUAAUGUCCUGCAUUUGUCUGGGUCCCAAGCGUUCGGGCAAGACCCACCUGCUGAAGGCCCUGCAGGAGCCAGACUCGAUUGACGAGACAAGCUACUCGAUGCCCACCAUUGGAACGGGCAUCUAUCGCAUUCAUUUUCCCACCAAAUCGCCGAAUAGCGACAAGCCAAAGCCCCCGCCAGCGGAUGGAGCCACACAGGCACACCACCACCACAACCACGGCGGUAAGCAUCUGCCCAAGUCCAUUCAGAUCCUGGAGAUUGGCGGCAGCAUGGCACCGCUGUGGCGGCAGUACUUUGAGGACGUGAAGAAGCUGAUCUAUGUGGUGGACACCUCCAAUCUCUGCCAGAUAUCGGCUGCUGGCGUGCUCUUCUACUCCAUUCUCACGGAGCCCCGCCUGCAGAAGGUGAAGAUCCUGCUGGUGCUGGCCAAAAUGGAUUACUCCUAUCGGCAGAUGCGCAAUGAGGCAUUGCUCAUGCUGCAAAUGUCCAAGCUGCAGAAGCAGAUACGCCAGCAGGUGACCAUUGUGGAGGCCAGUGCGGUGACCAAGGUGGGCCUGGAUCCCAUCUACGAUUGGCUGCAAAGGCCGUAGGCGACGAAGCUCAAAUCAAA